Messenger RNA from Bacillus rossius redtenbacheri, 3551 nucleotides. RefSeq names its product gamma-aminobutyric acid type B receptor subunit 1 (gene GABA-B-R1). Bases 257 to 2689 code for a protein of 810 amino acids. Gene Ontology annotation, biological process: gamma-aminobutyric acid signaling pathway; G protein-coupled receptor signaling pathway. Gene Ontology annotation, cellular component: membrane; G protein-coupled receptor heterodimeric complex. Gene Ontology annotation, molecular function: G protein-coupled GABA receptor activity. The record is from RefSeq and is a predicted model, not a curated record. The transcript is spliced from 16 exons. NCBI's taxonomy places the organism in Eukaryota, Metazoa, Arthropoda, Insecta, Phasmatodea, Bacillidae.
AGUUUAGCUGUUAACUUCGGAAAGCGACCUUAGCUGUACGAUCAAUAAUAUUUAUUUGUUGAAAAAAUGCGCUAUUUCAAAUUUUAUUUAGUAAUUUCACUGAAGUAGUCAAUAAUUGUAAUUAGAUCACAUAAAUGAGAGUAACUAAUUAUAGUUGUUGAGGAAGAUAGUGUGAUAUUCAAUGAAAAAGAACUGGUGUGAUACCAUUUAUAUGCAACUAUAAAUAAUACAUAGUUGAGCAUAGUAUUUUAACGGAAUGGAGUCAUGGUAUUUUUUGCUCUUGUAUGUUUCAUUAAUAUUUGGUUAUACACUUGUUGAUGACAAUCAAGACAAUGUAUUACACAUCGGUGGAAUCUUUCCGAUUGGUGGGAAAGGUGGCUGGCAAGGAGGGCAGGCAUGCGAACCAGCAGCCACGCUGGCUCUGGAGGACGUGAAUGAGCGCCAGGACUUGCUGCCCGGCUUCACGCUCAAGCUGCACUGGAAUGACAGUGAGUGUGAGCCAGGACUGGGUGCCUCAGUCAUGUACAACCUUCUGUACAACAAGCCCCAGAAACUGAUGCUGCUGGCUGGCUGCAGCACUGUCUGUACAACGGUCGCGGAGGCUGCUAAGAUGUGGAAUCUUGUAGUGCUCUGCUACGGAGCCAGCUCCCCGGCCUUGUCGGACCGCAACAGGUUCCCCACUCUGUUCCGCACGCACCCGUCCGCGACGGUGCACAACCCCACCAGGAUCAAGCUGAUGGAGAAGUUCGGCUGGUCCCGGGUCGCCAUUCUGCAGCAAGCCGAGGAAGUGUUCAUAUCGACGGUGGAGGACUUGGAAGCUCGCUGCAAGGACAGCGGCAUCGAGAUAGUGACACGCCAGAGCUUUCUCAGUGACCCGUCAGACGCCGUGCGCAACUUGCGUAGACAAGACGCUCGCAUCAUCGUGGGGCUGUUCUACGUGGUGGCGGCCAGGAAGGUUCUGUGCGAGAUGUACAAGCAGCACCUGUUUGGCAAGUCAUAUGUCUGGUUCUUCAUAGGCUGGUACGAAGACAACUGGUUCGAAGUGAGCCUGGACAAGGAGGGUGUAAACUGUACGCGUGAGGAGAUGAGGCUGGCAGCCGAGGGCCACCUCACCACCGAGGCGCUCAUGUGGAACCAAAACCAACAGCGCACAAUCUCCGGCAAGACUGCAGAGGACUUCCGGCUGCAGCUGAACGACCUUCUGCGGCGGCAGGGCUACGACAUCGACAACAGCCGCUACCCCGAGGGCUACCAGGAGGCACCCUUGGCCUACGACGCGGUCUGGGCCGUAGCUCUCGCAUUCAAUAAAACAAUGGAGCGUCUACACAGAUCUGGAAAGACUCUGAAAAACUUCACAUACACUGAUAAGGAGACAGCAGAUGGCAUCUAUGCAGCUAUUAAUAGCACACAGUUCUUGGGUGUGUCUGGCCAUGUUGCAUUCAGCUCGCAAGGUGACCGCAUCGCGCUCACCCAAAUAGAGCAGAUGGUAAAUGGCAGCUACAUGAAGCUGGGCUAUUACGACACCCAAAGUGAUAACCUCACCUGGCUCAACAGGGAAAAGUGGAUAAGGGGCAAGGUGCCGCAGGACCGUACGAUUGUCAGGCGGGAGCUGCGCACCGUGUCUUUGCCGCUCUUCAUUUGCAUGUGGACUGUCUCGUGCUUGGGGAUUGUCUGCGCCGUGGGGCUGAUAGCUUUCAACAUCUGGUACCGUCACAGAAGAGUGAUCCAGUCGUCGCACCCGGUGUGCAACACCAUCAUGCUGCUGGGCGUGUGCACAUGUCUGUGGUCGGUGUUCCUGCUGGGGCUGGACGGCCAGUUCGUGAGCCCGGCCGUGUACCCGGCCGUGUGUCAGGCGCGAGCCUGGCUCCUGUGCACAGGCUUCACCCUGGCGUACGGCGCCAUGUUCAGCAAGGUGUGGCGCGUGCAUCGCCUCACCACAAAGGCCAAGUCGAAGGUCAAGAAGGUGGAGCCGUGGAAGCUGUACCUGAUGGUGACGGGCUUCCUGCUAGUGGACGUGGUGCUGCUGCUCACCUGGCAGAUAUACGACCCGCUCCAGCGCCGCAUCGAGGUGUUCCCUCUGGAGGACCCCGUCUCAACCGAGGACGACGUGAAGAUACGGCCCGAGCUGGAGCACUGCGAGAGCGAGAAUAACAACGUGUGGCUGGGUGUGAUGUACGGCUACAAGGGCCUGGUGCUGGUGUUCGGCCUGUUCUUGGCAUAUGAGACACGCAGCAUAAAGGUGAAGCAGAUCAACGAUUCGCGCUACGUGGGCAUGUCCAUCUACAAUGUAGUGGUGCUGUGUCUCAUCACGGCACCAGUCACCAUGGUGAUAGCCUCGCAGCAGGAUGCCAGCUUCGCCUUCGUCGCCCUAGCCGUCAUCUUCUGCUGCUUCCUCAGCAUGGCGCUCAUCUUCGUUCCCAAGGUCAUUGAGGUAAUUAGACAUCCUAGAGACAAGGCGGAAUCAAAGUACAAUCCAGACGUGGGCAUGUCCAAGGAAGACGAGGAGAAGUACCAGAAACUCUUGGCUGAGAAUGACGAGCUGCAGAAACUAAUAUCUGCUAAGGAGGACAAGAUUCGGCUGUUGAAGCAACGGCUCCAGGAGCGGGAUGCAGCGAGAGGCCUGCCACAAGGAGACGCGGAUGGCCAGCUGCCAUCUGGGCGCCAUACUCGGGACCAAGACACAGAGUGAAGCUGAUAGCUACUGGUGUCGACAGCGAAGCGGCAUAUCUCUGUGACUGUACAGUUGCAGUGGCUGACUCAAACCACAACAGAAGCUGUCUCUCUGAAUGUGAUAAGCCCAGCAUUUAGCACAGCACAUCACUAAACUGUUGGAUCGGUCACUGAAUGUGGAGAUCAGUUUAUGACUUAGUGAAACAAAUGUUCUAUACAUUUAAUCGCAACUUAGUUACCAAUAAUUGUUUAGCCAUAGUGAGUGUUAGAAUAUGGUAUAACGAGAUUUUAUUGUGCGUGUUGUUAGUUGUAAAGAAGAUUGUACAUGACCUGUUAUAAUACAAGUAGAUUAGUGAGUGUACUUGAAGUUUUAUGACCAGGUUUAAGUUUAAUAUUAUUUAUUUCUAGGUCAUUUUGUAUAAUAUUCGAUCACGUAGGCCCUAACAGUUCCUUAAUAAAUAUUUUGUAAGUGUCCUAAAUAAACUUGGGUGAAUAAAUGUUUGUAUUUCGCCUUAAGACAUCAUUUGUAGAAAAAAAUAAUUUACUUUCUUAUAUAAAGCUUACAGAAUGAAAAUUCUACCUACCACAAUGGAUGUGCGUAUGAUAUAUUUUCUGUUAUUAUUACAAAUGUUGUAUUGUUGUCUUUAAAAAAAAUAUUGCAAUAAUUGUUUAUAACUUAACUAGGAUUAUAAAUAUAUGUAAACAACUUAUUAAACUUUCAAAUCAGUACUAUCCUGUACUUAAUAUUGUAUAAAUUAAACUUUUUAUGAAAGGCUGUUGAAAUGUGCUAAAUUUAUGUCAUGGUCAAGUAUAAUAUGUAUGAUAUGUUGUUUUAAUGGUUCUUGUAAUGAGAAAGAUUGGUUUAAAUUUUUUUUGGACAA